This is a messenger RNA of Magallana angulata, 1004 nucleotides long. RefSeq lists its product as uncharacterized. The record is from RefSeq and is a predicted model, not a curated record. Lineage: Eukaryota; Metazoa; Mollusca; Bivalvia; Ostreida; Ostreidae. The transcript is spliced from 5 exons. Bases 86 to 763 code for a protein of 225 amino acids.
UGUGAAUUGCACUUCCGGUUUGAUUUUAUACAUGGAAAAGAUGCUGCAGUUUUAAACCAAUAGAAGUCAUGUCUGCGAUGAAAAGAUGUUUUCUCCUUGUAUAAAAUACACCGUUGUAGGCCAGUUAGCAUCUUUUAAUACUAAGCUGAUUCAGAGGUGCAAUGUUUACACUUCAUCUCAGACAUAUUAUGAUGUGUUAGAAAUAGGUAGACAAGCAGACAAAAAAGAAAUAAAAAAGGCUUAUAUAAAAUUGUGCAGAAAAUUGCAUCCUGAUGCCAAUCCAGGCGAUUCUAAAGCUCAGCAGAAGUUUGUUCGUCUUCAGGAGGCUUACAGCACACUGAGUGAUCCAAGAGAGAAAGCACGAUAUGAUGUCCAAAUGUACAGAGACAUUCAGGAAAGGGCCAAAACCAAGCAUAAGCAAAAUAAUUAUUCCACUACGACACACACCACAGAGCAUCUGUCUGAACAGGAGACAAUUCAGAGGUAUUACAGACAGCAUCAGGAGCAGUAUGAGGAGUGGCUCCGGAAAACCAGACAGCAAGCGGACAACAGACAUCAACAACAGCAUCAGCACAAUCCGAAUGACUGGUCCGGUUGGGAAAACCCCAAUCCAGAUGACCCAUUUUAUGAGGUCAAGAGCAAGAUUGGAAAAUUUCUGAACAGAGUGUCUUAUGCUGACUUGUUCCUUCUGACUGCUUUUGGGAAAAUGAUAGCUCUGUUCCUAAUGAUGAUCAUAUUGUACUCACAUUUCAAGGGUCAUUGACCCCUAUGUACAUUUUGGCCAGUGGGCUUUCAUUUGAGUAAUGAGUGUUUUAUGAAUUUUCAACUAAAUUAUUAUAUUAUCUGGAAAUAUAAAUUGUUUUAAACUAUAAUGUUGUUGAUAUCUGAGUGACAAAUAUCAAUUUUGAUUAUUUAUUAUGUUGCUGAUGAUUGAUCAAAGGAGCUUUCAAUUGUUUAUAUAUGUAAACAAUAAUUUGUUAUUUAAUAAAAUCUUAUGAGAUGUU